Molecule: messenger RNA, 1206 nt
Organism: Limulus polyphemus (Atlantic horseshoe crab)
Lineage: Eukaryota; Metazoa; Arthropoda; Merostomata; Xiphosura; Limulidae
Exons: 3
Coding region: 201-548 (115 amino acids)
Biological process (GO): cell adhesion; tissue regeneration
Cellular component (GO): membrane
Source: RefSeq, a predicted model, not a curated record
UGCAAGUAGUUUUUUUCUCAAACUCACAAAGCUUCGCUGAGAUAAGAGUUCAGUUUGUGUGACAGGAGCUGGAAAGAAUGUGGUUAUAGGUUUAACUGCUCCUGUUUAGAAAACGUCUAAUGGGUUACGUUUGAACGUUAUUAGUCCCUACAUCCACCAACAAGAUCGGUAAAAAACUGAAAGGUGUGUUUUAAACAACCAUGCCGACCAGCAACAGGAAUUCGGAAGCAGACGCUACCAACGCAAGACGAGCUCCUCUGGCGUCCAUCUCUGAUUGCGAGGCUCCGCCGGACAAGGGGCUUAUAGAAAGGGAGGGUGCACCAUGUGUGCCUCGAUGGGAUGCCAACUUAUAUGCCACAAAGAAAAGUGUGGCACAAGGAAUGAUGGACAUAGCCUUGUUAACAGCGAAUGCUUGCCAGUUGAAGUAUGUGCUGCGUGAGGAAGAAGAGAAUAGCAGAUUUUUUUUUAUUCAAUAUCAGCUGCAUCGGAAUUUCCAUCAGCCUGCAGGUCAUUGUUGGAAUUCUUCUGAUCCUCAAUACACGUUAUAAUAUAAACUUGACUUCACAGCAACAAAAGGCAGAGCUUUUGAACAAUUUGACAAUUAUUGGCAUUUUCUUAAUUACGAUUGUCAAUGUGUUCUUGUCAGCAUUUGGAACAUCUAAAUGAUGUCACAGUUUCCCGCCUAACUUCCACUAAAAGAUUGAAUUGUACUGUUUCUGAAACUACCUGUACAAAAAAAAGCACGUGGGCAAUUUUGCCAAUGAAAAAAAACUAACAAUCCAAAAAACCAAAUAGCAUUGUUGACAAGCGAGUAUUGAAAAUGUGGAAUUUUAUUCUUUUACGGCAAUAUCUUGAAAACGCAGCAAGCUAACAUAUCUUUGAUGUUUCUUGACUAUAUUGUGUGACAAUGUAACUUGAUAAAACAAUUAAUAGAAUCAUUUUCCCCAGAAGAUCAUACUGUUUCCAAAAUACUGAUCGAGUUUCGAAUAUUGUAGUAUGAAAAUUCUGACGAGUUCAUAUCACGUUUCUACAAUGGUGCUUCCACAACACCAGGAGAAUAGACAUUCCCCGUGAUUAGUUUCUCAUGUUCCUGAAACAUACAAAUGGUUAUGUCAUCAUUUUUUAAGGGCACUUGAAAACUAUCGGUUCUUGAUAUUUGGAAAUCACAUAAGUUCACAAGAGAAGUUAAAACACUGGUCAAGCAAA